Molecule: messenger RNA, 1056 nt
Organism: Fraxinus pennsylvanica
Lineage: Eukaryota; Viridiplantae; Streptophyta; Magnoliopsida; Lamiales; Oleaceae
Source: the annotation of a GenBank genome assembly
AUGGAAUUUUUGUUAGUUUUAACAUAUGCAUUGGCCAUUGGCUUAAGGGCUGUGAAUUCUCAAGAAGCCACACUUGUGCCUGCAAUCAUUACGUUCGGAGACUCUGCGGUCGAUGUGGGCAACAAUGACUACAUUCACACCAUUUUCAAGGCGAAUUACCCGCCUUACGGCCGGGAUUUCAAGAAUAAGGAACCUACUGGGAGGUUCUGCAAUGGGAAACUAGCUACUGAUAUUACUGCUGAGACUCUUGGAUUUACGACAUAUCCCCCGGCUUAUCUUAGCCCUCAGGCAUCAGGGAAGAACCUUCUCAUAGGAGCCAAUUUUGCUUCUGCUGGUUCUGGAUAUGAUGAUAAAACAGCCAUUCUAAGUCAUGCAAUUCCACUGUCACAGCAGUUGCAAUAUUACAAAGAGUACCAAUCAAAACUAGCAAAUGUAGCAGGUGGUAAUAAGGCAGCAUCAAUUCUCAAGGAUGCAAUAUACAUCGUGGGUGCCGGUAGCAGUGACUUUUUACAGAAUUACUAUGUGAAUCCUUUCAUCAACAAAAUUUAUACUCCUGAUCAGUAUUCAUCAAGCCUCGUGGCCAUAUUUUCAAGCUUCAUCACGAAUUUAUACGGCCUGGGAGCUAGGAGAAUUGGGGUGACUUCACUUCCACCAUUAGGCUGCCUUCCUGCAGCAAGAACUCUAUUCGGAUUCCACGAGAGUGGCUGUGUGUCUCGUAUCAAUACAGACGCCCAAGCAUUCAAUAAGAAAAUCAACUCAGCCGCAACGCAACUACAGAAACAACUUCCCGGCCUUAAGAUUGCUAUUUUCGACAUCUUCAAGCCCAUCUAUGACCUUGUUCAAAAUCCUUCGAAAAAUGGAUUUACAGAAGCAACAAAAGGUUGCUGUGGAACAGGAACUAUAGAGACAACAUCAUUCUUGUGCAAUCCCAAGUCGAUAGGAACUUGCAGCAACGCAACUGAGUAUGUAUUUUGGGACAGUGUGCAUCCUUCUGAGUCCGCUAAUCAAGUUAUUGCUGAUUCCUUGGUCUUCCAAGGCAUCAGCCUCAUAGGUUGA